Molecule: messenger RNA, 635 nt
Organism: Spinacia oleracea (spinach)
Lineage: Eukaryota; Viridiplantae; Streptophyta; Magnoliopsida; Caryophyllales; Amaranthaceae
Product: peamaclein
Exons: 2
Coding region: 65-382 (105 amino acids)
Source: RefSeq, a predicted model, not a curated record
UUAUAUUUCUUAUACAAAAUAAAUCAAACCAAACAAAUAAUUCAUACUUAUAAAUCCAAACAAAAUGAUGAAGAAAAUCUCACUUACAACUCUUGUUCUAGUUUCUAUUGUUAUAACUUGUGCUUUCAUUCAGAUUGCUGAUGCUGUUUCAGCUCCUCCUACAGCUCCUCCUACUCAACCCCCUACCGGAGUGCCAAAAACUUGUGCGGAGAAAUGCGCAUAUAGAUGCUCAAGGAAUCCCAGGAACUUAUGUAAGACAUUGUGCAUAAGUUGCUGCGCAAAAUGCAAUCAGUGCGUUCCUUCAGGCCCUUUCGCCGACAAAAGCGAGUGCCCUUGCUACAGAGACAUCAAGACCAAGAAAGGCCUAUCUAAGUGCCCUUAAAUCUGAAGUAUUACUUAAGAGUUAAGACCCUACGACUUCUUUACAAGUCCUUAAUUUGUCUAUUAAUAAAUUAUAGAUAUAGGGCAGUAAGGGCACCAUAUAUACUUAUAUUGAUAUAUAUUAUAUGCCCAUAAAUUUUCAAGAUUUGGCCCAUUCGUGAACUAGGCUGUCUCUUUUUGUUUUUCUUAUGAGCUUGUAUGUAAUUUCUUACCAAGUACUCCGUAUAUCUUAAAUAAAUUUUGGUUUCGAGUUA